Molecule: messenger RNA, 4643 nt
Organism: Myripristis murdjan (pinecone soldierfish)
Lineage: Eukaryota; Metazoa; Chordata; Actinopteri; Holocentriformes; Holocentridae
Gene: creb1b
Product: cAMP responsive element binding protein 1b
Exons: 8
Coding region: 122-1111 (329 amino acids)
Biological process (GO): regulation of transcription by RNA polymerase II
Cellular component (GO): nucleus; ATF4-CREB1 transcription factor complex
Molecular function (GO): DNA-binding transcription factor activity, RNA polymerase II-specific; cAMP response element binding; protein binding
Source: RefSeq, a predicted model, not a curated record
GUUGUUGUUCCCGGUGACGCGGCGGAGGUGUAGCCUGACGCGGGCUCUUACGUGUCGGCCAGAAUAAAAGUGGAGCUCCGGAGGCCCGGGAGUGACGAAGGGAGUCUGUAUCGCUCAGCCAAUGAGGAUGGAGUCAGCCGCGGAGGCUCAGCAGGGCGCGGACACUGCUGUGACCGAGACCGAGAACCAGCAGAUCACCCCGGCCCAGAUCGCCACCCUGGCACAGGUAUCCAUGGCAACAGGUCACGCCUCAGCAACGGGUCCCACGGUUACGCUGGUUCAGCUUCCCAAUGGACAGACAGUUCAGGUUCAUGGAGUCAUCCAGGCUGCACAGCCUUCUGUCAUCCAGUCACCACAGGUCCAGGCUGUACAGAUCUCCACUAUAGCAGAAAGUGAGGACUCCCAGGAGUCAGUAGACAGUGUGACUGACUCUCAGAAGCGCAGGGAGAUCCUGUCACGACGUCCGUCAUACAGGAAAAUCCUCAACGACCUUUCAUCGGAUGCACCGGCCGUCCCUCGUAUCGAGGAGGAAAAGGCUGAGGAGGACUCUUCUGCUGCUGCUGCACCUGCGAUCACCACGGUUACCGUGCCCACACCCAUCUACCAGACCAGCAGCGGCCAAUACAUCGCAAUUACCCAGGGUGGGGCCAUCCAGCUGGCUAAUAAUGGCACAGACGGAGUCCAAGGCCUCCAGACUCUGACCAUGACCAACGCAGCAGCGGCAGCCCAGCCCGGCACCACCAUCCUCCAGUACGCCCAGACCAGUGAUGGCCAGCAGAUACUGGUUCCCAGUAACCAGGUCGUUGUCCAAGCUGCUUCUGGUGAUGUCCAGGCCUACCAGAUCCGAGCAGCCCCGGCCAGCACCAUCGCUCCAGGAGUGGUCAUGGCCUCCUCGCCUGCCCUUCCCACUCAGGGGGGCACCGAGGAGGUCACCCGCAAGAGGGAGGUCCGCCUCAUGAAGAACAGAGAGGCGGCCCGUGAAUGUCGCAGGAAGAAGAAGGAAUACGUGAAGUGUCUGGAGAACCGAGUGGCCGUCCUGGAGAACCAGAACAAAACGCUGAUCGAGGAACUCAAAGCCCUUAAGGACCUCUACUGCCACAAGUCCGAGUAGCUCCCCUCCUCCACACAGAGCUCGCCCAAGUAGCAUUACAAUUCUUCUCAAAGACUUUGACUGUUGGAUUCUGAGUGCCUGGCCCUGCAGUUGGACAGGACUAACUAACUCUCUUUGAGAAUGCUACCCUAUCACAAUUCCGCUUAUACUACCUGCCGACCUGUAAGCUAUGUUGGUGCAGUGAAUCUCCAAAUACCAAGCAGGCGCAUUUUCUACAAUAUCAGUACAUGGGAAAUGCCAUUGUGUAGUUUCCAGGGUUGAUAACAGACAUUGGAAAAACUGAAAAUUAGCAGACUGAGACACUAUCCACAAUGCUGUGCAACACUAAAUGCACCCAGCAGGCAUCCGUACUCAUUAUGGCUACCUGAUUUGGAUGCCUGCCCGAUCAGGAUUGUGUAUGCACAGGCUAGGGUAUAACAUGAUGGAGGGUAAAUUUACCAGCUGAUGGAAAACAACCAUAAUGUGAAGCUAGACACCUUAAACCUCUGUGUUUAGCAUGGCUUGAAUGUAAUAUAUUGAAAUUGUUCGUUAUUUGGGGGGUGUCUUUGGUUAGAGUUAGAGCCUAUGUUGUAUACCACAGAGUGCAGUAUGGGUAGCAUUGUGUAAGGACUAUGUAUGCACUGAAUAGAAUUAUGACUCCGACACAGCAUCGUUUUACCAGGCAAGCUCAAUCAGCCACAGUUAAAGGCUUUGGAUGAAUUGUGAACUGUUACUUGACCCACAUCUGGUAUCCCAUCCUUACGCAAAACCAACUUAUCCGAUACGUGGCCACUUGUAAAUGGGACUCUUCCAACCAUUGGCUUUUUGGGCAUGGACAAGUCUUUUUUUCUAAGUGUUUUUAAAGAUGCUACAAACUGCCUACCGCGAACGAGGUGGAAUUCUGUACCGUCGGGAGACAGCGGAUCGCCACGGCCAAGGUUCGUUUCAACCGGACUGUCUUUUGAAAAAGGACAUCAACGUUUUUCAAGUCACUCGUGUACUUUUUUCCUGCUCCUCCACCGCAAGAAGUUGUCAGUGCUGCCGGGAAGGACUACUAGCUGGCUAUGGCACGGUUUAUACACUCUUAAAACAUUCAUAAAUUUCAUAAAGUUAGGGUUCCCCAGCCUUACCAGUAUGCGAUAUGACCGAUGGCAAGUUCUCAAAUAGAAAGAGAUCUGCUUCAGACCCUCGUGACUAAAGUGACCAGCAUCGUUGUUUUGAUUUUGCUGCGGUAAAUCGUUUUAAUUUGAUAAUCUUAUCAAGGAAAUUAACCGUUUUGCUAUGCCAUUUUGUCCUCAAGUAGAUUAUUAUAGAUUAUUGUUGUCUGUCUUAGUAUAUGGGUUUCUGGUGAAUGGCGGUAAAAUACGGAUUACAGACACUUCUCAAAGUCAGUUUACAGAUUUUUUUUUUUUUUUAAUAUGUAGCAGAUCUGCUUUUGAUUCUUGCCAUUGGCUACGAAUACAUGUGCUCGACACAAAUAAUUCAUGAGGACGUGUCGCGUUGAGAGAUGGCUUUGUGGGACUGUUUGUGGUUUGUGAGAAGAUACAUGUAUUGCUUAGUCUCCUCAUUUAGAUUUCUUUUUUUUUGUAUGACCACCCAUAGGCUCUACAGCAUGUGUAGAUCGUAUUUCUGUUUAUUUGAUAUGAAAAUGUUCUUAUGGCUUAUAUGAAACCAACUUUGCAUAUUUGUAACAUAUAUGUCGGUGUAUAAUAGAGGUCACUGUACAAGUGUAUUCAUUUAAUCUACCAGGCCUAAUACAAUCAUGGCAGCUACGUGUAUGGGAAAGAGGCCUUUGUUGAAAGUGUUCUAUUUUGGAGUGCUGUACUAGCCUUAUGCUGUGUUUAGGAUUGACGGUGUAUAUUUGUAGAGAAAAGUGAGUCUGUUGAGAGCAGUUACAGUCCACAAGAUAUAUCAGUUCAAUUAACAGCCCUUGGUUUCAUUUAGUUGGAAACGACCAAGAAGUAAAUUGCCACCGCUGCAGCCGCCAGUCUGGAGUUACACAACCCUUGGUGGUUUUAAAUUCGGCUGUAAAUUGUUACAUUCUUAACUAUCAAUGCAUUUUUUCACAUCGUAGGCUUAAAGUGAAAUGGAUCGCCCACUAAAACUUUUUUUUUUUUUUUUUUGGGUAUCUUUCAGUUCACCAAGCAAAAGCACAAAACCCAUUAUUCAACUGGAGUCAUGUUUUUUUGUACAUUAUUAUAUUGUACUGUAUCUAUUGUACUGCAAAACUACAUUAAUCCUUUUUUUAUUUCUUAUUGACAGUGUUUCUGUGGGUAAGCCACUCAUGUUAGUGUAAAUAUUAAGUCAUCAAGUUGGUCUUGGUUCAUUUCAACUGCAGACAAGCCUCUGCAAACCAUAAAAUAGUUUUUUGUUUGUUUGUUUGUUUGUUUGUUUGUUUACAGGUAAUGAAAGGUUCCCCACAGUGGGAGAAACUCUUAUUCCAGCUUUGCCUCCCCAGAAUGUUUCUCCCCGGAAGCAACACAGACUCAUGUUUGGGUUUCUUUUGUAUUAUUUUUAACUCAUUGUUACACAUUAGCUUGUUUUAUUUUUCUAUUUUACAAAAUGUUGAUAAUGUACAGUAUACAUGAGUAUUUGUAAUGUAUGUAUGGGUCAAAGCGGUUGGGAGCAGUGGAUGAAAUGACUACAGAAUCAGUUAGCAGCUCAUGCUUGGAGUAAUACAGAAAUGCUUAGAGGUCGAUGUUGGCCCACAACACAUGAACAUGUACUGUAGCUGUGCUCAGCCUGGCUGAGUAGCACACAUCUUCAUCUCCUUUGGUCUGCCUCUUGCCUUUCAUAUCAUGGUUUUGACAAAUCAUUUGCGUGGCUGAAUCCAAGCAUGACAAAUUGCAGAGGUAAUCUUUUUGCGGUGCCUUUUCAGGGCAGAUUAUGUAUUCAUGUCUGGAAACACAAUUUGACUCAGCACACCUUGAGCCUCAGUGACUGUGGAAAAACCAGUUAAUGCAGAACAGAAGAAAUCUGCAAGAGAGGUUUGAUGAGGGGCUUUGAACAACAUGUGUGCAAUGUGUUUUCACAUAACAAGAAAUUAAUUUUCAGACUGUGGUUUGAACCACUUCCUGUAACCCACAGCUACAGUGCUGGUGCUGGAAAGAAAUAGUAAUAGCCUACUCAUGUUGAUUUGAUAUAUUGAGCUCAAGUAUGUGAUGUGAUUAAACAAGAUCCUUUACCAACAGUGGUUUCAUUUCUGUGCCAGAACUGUUUAUACCCAGGCUUCAUUUGUGCAUGACACAGAUUGGUAUACAUGUGUGUAACUACAUGUAGAAUUUCUAGAACAGUGUCAAUAACCUUUUUCUAACUUUUGCGUGAUCCGUUUAUAUAUUGCCACUUUUACAAGUUAUCAAUUGAAAAUGCCAUUUAUUGUAUAGUAUGUAAUAGAGACAAGGUCACCUAAUGGUGUGUUGUAUACUCUUUGUUUCAACAUCAUUACCUUAUAAAAGUCUACCAGCCUAUUAUUUGGAAGUGCUCUGUAACUGUUACAUUGCAUCACCCUUUUGUAAACACUUGCUAUUAUCACAAUAAAUUGCUCUCAAACUUU